AUGUCUUCUAUGCCAAAUAAGUUCAAUCCUCACUGUGAUGAUAACAAUCGUGGUUUUUCCUCCAUCCAAAUGAAUCAAAAUUCUCAAAUGGUUCAUUCGAGGUUCAUUACUUCGGAUCACACAAACCAUGGUGAUCUGUUUUCAUCAUCUCCUUCUUUUUCUUGUUUUCAUAAUUCACAUGCCUCUUCAUCUUCAUUUGGAUUCCAAAAUUCACAUGUGGAAAAUCAUAUGAUGAAGAGAAACAUAAUUUCUGAUGACAAUUAUUUUUCUAUCACAAACAAUCCUCAUUUUACUCGAGUUUCUUUCACACAAACCAUUACAAACAAAUUUACAGCCAUUGUUCCUACUAAUACACUUGACGCUGUACAAUAUGAUGCUCAACGUGUCAAACGUGCCAUGAAUCCCAAAACCAAUAUUUGGAAUCCUAUAUUUUCUCCUCCAAAUACUUUUGAUAAACAAUGCGAAUUUUUGAAUCCUAAACCUCUUAAUGUCAUUUUUCCGAGUCAAAAUUCUGCAUAUCCUCAACAUUUAGACAUGUUUUCCUUGUCAUCAAAGCACAAUCAUGAUCAACGUGUUCUCCAAGAUGGUCGUUCUAUGAAGAAAAUCUUGAAACCAACCAUAUUUUUUGAAGCAACUACUGAUUACAUUGAGUCUCAAGAAAACGAGAAAAGUAACAAUGAUCACAAUGAUGGUAGGACACAUAGUCUACCAUAUGAAAAAUAUGGUCCAUAUACAUGUCCCAAGUGCAAUGGCGUCUUUAAUACUUCUCAAAAAUUUGCUGCACAUAUGUCAUCUCACUACAAGAAUGAAACAAGCGAAGAAAGAGAACAGAGAAUUCGUGCAAAGAACAAAAGAAAAUUUUGUAAACUAAAUCGUGAAAUUAAUGGUGAGCCUCAAAAGACCAAACAAGAGGAUGUGGCCAACAACAGUGAAAAAAGUGACGAUAAAACUUUCCAACAUCUUGUGGUCGUAAAAGAAGAGCUUGUUUAG
Arabidopsis thaliana (thale cress) is the source of this 990-nucleotide messenger RNA. RefSeq names its product C2H2-like zinc finger protein. Lineage: Eukaryota; Viridiplantae; Streptophyta; Magnoliopsida; Brassicales; Brassicaceae. The record is from RefSeq and is marked reviewed. The transcript has a single exon. The coding region runs from base 1 to 990 and encodes 329 amino acids.